Molecule: messenger RNA, 2569 nt
Organism: Oncorhynchus mykiss (rainbow trout)
Lineage: Eukaryota; Metazoa; Chordata; Actinopteri; Salmoniformes; Salmonidae
Source: RefSeq, a predicted model, not a curated record
CACUCAUUAGAAUACUGUGUAGAGUGAAUUCCAACGUUGGCGUGAUCCAUCAAAAACCAGGGUUUCUCUAUCGCCUGAGGUAGCAGAAAAGCGCGUUUAUGGCACACACACGCGUUUGUCGUCGUGGCCUCGGGGCAUGCACACCAGAACAUCACCCACCGUCACCUAAAUACACUAUAUUUCGUCCCUAUUUACCAAAUGUCAUGAAUUCAAUAUCCAAUCGAAAUUGACUUCUUCUACACUGGCCCCUGACACCCAUGACCUCUUUAGACUGUCCACCGACACUCUCCGAUUGUCAGAGAUCAUUCAUGUAACCUAGCUAACAAGAGGAUAAAGGAGGAGCGGAGAACUGUCAAAUCUCAUUGUACAGAUUAGACUAGAUUACAAAACCAGCUCCUCCAGUAGACCAGUCCCAUUGCAGGUGUUGGUGGGCAUCUACAAGAAACCGCGCGCUGUAUAAUAAACGCAAGGACAGUGCAAAUAGGUGAAGAGCAAACCUUAUCGUCGAUUUUUUUGUAUUGUUUUGGAUUUAGAGUGGUUUACGCACGGUUUCUUUGGCGUUUGCCAAACUCAUUUUAAAAUGAUGUAUUCUCAAUUGUUAGCCUAAUAAUAUAAAUUAAAUGUUUAUCAGGAGACCCUGGAGGCAGAUAUUCUGUCGAAACUAUUUUGGAACGCAGAGGCGAGAGCUCAGCAACGAUGGAUAACUGACAUUUUUACGCGCGUCCGUACUCCUACGACGUUCCCGAGAACGCCGUUUUUGGACCGUAUGAGCUGAAACACACAUCCGUUUAUGACAGCAUCGCCUUCACUGCUCUCAAGUCUAUGGACCGAAGAACGGCACCAUACAUUUUGAGGAGACCCGUUUCUAUUUGGCUACACAGGCAGACGCCUCAGCGCAUUGAUGGUCCAAUGUGGCUGCGGCUGGUCCAGUCAGCCUGGAGCGCUGAAGAACAGAACCUGGAGCACUAUGUGAAGAACGGACACCUAUUCUUUAGGGCCCUCAGGACGACCCAGAAGGAAGAGGAGCGGUUGGUGUGGUACGGGAAAGACCUGGCCAAGCUUCUUCUCCUAAACCCACUGCAGAUACAAAGCAAAGGUACUGGUCCGUACACAUGUGCCAACUGUAACCAAUGCUUUGAGACUGAGUUCUGCACACAGAGACAACCAAACAGCCACAGCACCAAACCUGGUCAAAGCAACACUGACCAUGCGAAACCUGACUCCCUUCCUGCUCCUGCCUUCAAACAGAGCCGUCCAGAAACAAGUCCACUGGAUAGCAAACCUGCAACAGACUUCCAUAACUUAGCCCGGGAUAUGGAUAAUAUUAAGACAGGGUCUUCCAGCACCAGGGACUCUGAGACUAGAGGUUCCCUCAUAGGGAAACGCACAGAGGUAGAGGAGGACAGGUGCAGUGAGCCAGCAUCUGGUGAUAACGCAGGAUCCACUGGACACAGGAUACUGUACUUUGACCAUGAAAAGACAACCCAGCCCAGUCUCCCGUCACCUGUCCAGUAACAUCAACAAGAACAACAUCACCAAAGACAGAGCAACCCAACUACACUUACACGGUUCUUGGCCUGAAGACCUCAGAUCUUCAUCCAGCCUAAGGAACCAGAGCAUCCAGCCCGGUAGUGACUGUCACCUCUGCCUUCAGCCAGGUCUCUGUCUGAGAACAGGAGGAGUAACUUCUCCCAGCCCCCACGCUCUGUUUUCUUUCCCCAGAGUACCCCCCUGCUUGGGAGGGCUUAAACUUCAAUCACUCCCUUUACUACUGAUCUCCACCGACCCAGGGUGUUUCGAAACAGAGGCGCCCUCUAUACAGCCCAGCAGCUCUCUGGACCAGGACCACAGGCUGAUCCCACCCCCAGAUUACCCUAUCCCCGGUGCUCCUGUCCCCCUCCUUCUCACGGCUCUCGCCCCUCUGCCUGACGGCUCAGAACUGGUGUGCCAAAUGCAACGUCUCCUUCCGCCUGACCUCAGACCUGGUGCAACAAUGAGGUCCCACCACAAGAGGGCGGUGGACGCCACAGAGUCAGGGUCUGGGGUGAAACAACAGCAGCAAGGGCGAGAGAGGAGAGGCUCAAGUCAUGCAUCUACGAGGUCUUCAGACAACGCCAUCACCUUGCGGGACACUUGACCUCUCACACAUGAGUUCAGUUCAAUUAGUUAUUAUCAUUGGUAAGAUCUUGAUAUUUGAAUGUGUCAUCAUAUUGAUGAAGAUACUAAUUGGAGAACUAAAACAAACGAUGUUAAUUAUAAUAAUGUAAAUUAUCAAGACGAUGACAUUUUCUCAGAAUUCUGUAAAAUGUGUCAUUUUUUGAAUGCCAUAUAUUUUUCCAUUCUUUUACAUCAAAUGCUUGUGUUCCACACAAAUUGCAAUAUUUGAGGUGUUAUGACUUGAUUGUAAGGUCAGUUGCGAACACUAGAUGGUGCCAGAGAGCUAUUUACAGGGACAGAAAAAAAACUCGCUUCAAUUUUUCAAUUUUAUUUUGAAAGAAAAAUAUACCUAUUAUUUCAUAAGAACUUCAUAUAGAGUACCCUGAUAAGUAACACAUGGGGGGGGGGGGGG